Molecule: messenger RNA, 918 nt
Organism: Tetrapisispora phaffii CBS 4417
Lineage: Eukaryota; Fungi; Ascomycota; Saccharomycetes; Saccharomycetales; Saccharomycetaceae
Gene: CHS7
Product: Chs7p
Exons: 1
Coding region: 1-918 (305 amino acids)
Biological process (GO): protein folding
Cellular component (GO): endoplasmic reticulum membrane
Source: RefSeq, a predicted model, not a curated record
AUGGGUGUAACUAAUUUCGCUGAUUUAUGUUCGAAAACACCGUUACCUCUAUGUUCAGUUGUCAAAUCGACUAGACAUUUUGUGCUCUCAAACUCAACUUUUAUAGAUGAUUUUGCUCCACAAAAUCUAAAUAUUGGUAUAUUACCAAAAUGUUACUCGAGAUCUGUCGAACUAGCAAAUACAAUGAUCUUUAAUAUAGGUAAUGCAUUCAUCAAUAUUGGUGGUUUAGUAGUGAUACUGAUUAUUCUUUUCAACAUGAGACAAAAAUAUACUGCAAUUGGUAGAUUAGAAUAUAUUUAUUUUUACCAACUAGUUAUUGCUUACUUAGUGUUUACAUUAGUAGUGAAUUGUGGAGUUUCACCACCAGGAUCAAACGUAUAUCCAUAUAUAGUUGCUAUACAAUUAGGGUUUGCCGGAUCAUGUUGCUGGACACUUAUGAUAAAUGGACUAUUGGCUUUUAAUCUAUGGGAGGAUGGUACAACAAAGUCGAUGUUAAUAGUACGAGGAUUCUCAUUUGUAGGGUUUAUAUCUAACUUUUUGGCCUCGGUGUUAACUUUCAGAGCUUGGAUAGAUAAUAGACAUAUUCCUUCAAUAAAUACAACAGGGUUAUUCGUCGUGGUUUACAUCAUUAACGCCAUUUUGUUGUUUAUGUAUGUCCUCUGUCAAUUGAUGGUUUCAUUCUUUAUUGUCAGUAACUUAUGGGUGACAGGAGCUAUCGUUUUAGGCGUGGCAUUCUUUAUAUGCGGCCAAGUGUUGGUUUACGCAUUCUCAGUUCAAAUAUGCGAAGGUUGCAAACAUUAUAUAGAUGGUCUAUUUUUUGGCAGUAUCUGUAAUAUUUUCACAUUAAUGAUGGUCUAUAAAAUAUGGGAUAUGACCACUGAUGAUGAUUUAGAAUUUAGCAUAAACAUAAAAUCAUAA